This is a messenger RNA of Drosophila persimilis, 1423 nucleotides long. Its product is annotated as zinc finger protein 782. Gene Ontology annotation, biological process: regulation of transcription by RNA polymerase II. Gene Ontology annotation, molecular function: zinc ion binding; RNA polymerase II cis-regulatory region sequence-specific DNA binding; DNA-binding transcription factor activity, RNA polymerase II-specific. The record is from RefSeq and is a predicted model, not a curated record. The coding region runs from base 7 to 1338 and encodes 443 amino acids. Gene Ontology annotation, cellular component: nucleus. The transcript has a single exon. Lineage: Eukaryota; Metazoa; Arthropoda; Insecta; Diptera; Drosophilidae.
GCCAGGAUGAACCGGAAACUGACCAGGGAGACGGCCCAGCAGCACUGUCUCACCUGCCUGUUGAAGCUGGACAGCGAACAGGAACAGGAUGCGGAUGAGGCGGCCAUCAGCCGCCAUGAGCUGCAGCAUCUUCUGCGCCAACACCUGGACUGGCCGCUGGAGGGAGAGCACCUGCUAGAGAAGUGGCUGCCGCAGCAGCUGUGCCAGCACUGUCGUCAGGAGCUGCAGCGUUUCGAGCAGUUCCGCCGGCGGGCGAUUGAGUGCCGGCUCCAGCUGCUGAAUCUGCUGAAGGAGGAGCAGUACACGGAACCCUCAUUUGAGAUUGUGUACGAGGAGUCACUGGAGGCCACUGGAGGGCAGGACGAAGAGUUGCUGCACAGUUUGGAGCCACCAGAUCCGGACCUAGACCCCGAUCCAGAUCCCGAUCCCAUCGACGAGCCUGCUGCAGAAACACCGCCAGAAAAGGGCCAGGCCAAGGUGGAGAAGCGAACCACACGGGGCGUGAGAAACAGCCUGAAGUGCAGCCAGUGCCAGCACAGCUUCGCCCACAAGCUCACCCUGUCCGCCCACAUCCGAAAGGUGCACGAGGGCAGCAAGCGACCGUUCCAGUGCGACCAGUGCGAGAAGUGUUACAGCUUCAUGGGCGGCCUCUACACGCACAUCAAGGAGAUCCAUGCGACCCGUGAGCGCCGCUAUCCCUGCGACCAACCCGGCUGCGAUCGCGUCUAUACCAGCUCCAUUGCCAUGCAGAAGCACAAGCGGCUGAAACACAGCCCCAAGGAGCCGGCGCGCAAGUUUAUCUGCGAGCAGUGCGGCGCCACCUUCAACCAGUCAGCCAAUCUGAAUUACCACCGGCGCACCAAGCACCCCACCGAGGAUGAGGUGGCCGCCAGGGACAGCGGCAGCGAUCAGCACUUCUGCGAGCUUUGCCAGAAACACUUCCAUUCCCGCUAUACGCUGCGCUACCACACCAUGCAGCAGCACGGGGACCAGGAGCGCCUCCUGCCGCACGAGUGCCAGGUGUGCGGCCGCCGCAUGGCCAAGAAAUUCAUGCUGCUGCAGCACAUGCUGAUGCACUCCACCGACAAGAUUCCCUGCGAGCACUGCGGCAAGCUGUUCGCCCGAAAGUUCGAGCUGGAGGCCCACAUCCGGGCGGUGCAUCUCAAGCUGAAGCCCUUCGCCUGCAAGUACUGCUCUGAGUGUUUCGCCUCGCGCAAAACCCUGCGCCACCACGAGUACAUCCACACGGGCGAGAAGCCGUAUGUUUGCGAUGUGUGUGGCCAGAGAUUCCGGCAGCAGACGUGCCUCAAGAACCACCGCAAGGUCCACGAUAAAUAGGACGCACUGGACACAAACUGGAACUGUCUGUCUAACAAGUGAAAUUUAAUUAGCAUUAGUCAAUACAUUAGUUCUUACAGAAUCU